Messenger RNA from Glarea lozoyensis ATCC 20868, 2157 nucleotides. RefSeq lists its product as uncharacterized. The record is from RefSeq and is a predicted model, not a curated record. The transcript has 2 exons. The coding region runs from base 1 to 2157 and encodes 718 amino acids. NCBI's taxonomy places the organism in Eukaryota, Fungi, Ascomycota, Leotiomycetes, Helotiales, Helotiaceae.
AUGGACGAUCACCGGCCUGACGAUAGUCACUCAACAGACUCCAAAAUAGCCUCCAAGACCGAUAUAAACCAACCGCAGCAGCUAUUUCAUCGUGCAACCACUUCCACGCUAUCAGGCCAAGAAACCGCGACUCAACCCCAAGCAGCUCCAGCAAUGUCAACAAUUUCAGAUCCACAAGAUGCUCCAUCGCUACCAUCAGCAUCUAGGAAUGAAUCGCAAGAACCACGAGCAACUUCAGUCCCAUCGAAGACAGAAUUCUUGAGUCCCACCCCCUCGCCCACGCCAUCGCCUAGAAGUAGAUUGCGACGGGCACCAGGAAAACCGGUUCCAAUGUCAGAACUGUUGAGUCCUAGUCCGCCACCUCAGUCAUUACCUCCAAGUAAACCACAGGAGGCACUAGCAAAGUUACAGCCAAAGAAACGUGCCUUACAACCCACGAGAGGAGAGUCCGAUCCCGACGAGGACGACGGUCGGCAACAUACAACACAACCUCUAAGUUCGGACCAUUCCUCAACACGUGGAGCUGCUAUCGAAGGCGAGCCAGCCAAACGAGCUAGAUUGAUGGGCUCAAGACCAUCAGAGGAGUGGAGAACCCAUUUUCCAAGAGCAGAGACUCGAGCGAAUGCUGCACUAGCUCCUCUACCCUCAGCUAUUUUGUCCAUCCAACAUUAUCAACCAGGACAAGCACCAGGCUCUUCAGCUUCGAUUGCAACCACAGAUAUAGUAGCAACCCAAUCCCUGGUGGCCAACUCCAACUUCACAGUACUGAGAAUCUUUAACUACCAGGCUCCUCAGACAGUCGAGGUUGAUCGGAUUAAGUGGAAUAAACUAUAUAAAGACUCAAGACAGGGACUUCCGCCACCGCUGGACAGGAUACUGCGAGAAGAACGCACAGCACUUUGGCCACCAUCCAAUCCCCAAAUGCUAGAUGGAGGCGGAUGCAUAUAUAAGUACGACAGAGACUCAUACGAUUUCUUGUAUAGUCAGAACAAUUUCGGCACUUUCCAAGAUUUCGUGUCGUUUUAUUUCUUUCCAUUGUGGAAGCAGAGAGAUCCGGUAGUAUACGUUAAAGACAAGGGAUAUACGCAAUGGAGACUAUUUUUCGAAUGGCUCAUCCGCUUAAGCCUUGACUUUCACCCUUUCACUGCAGUCACAGCACAUGAGUACUCGACAUUGGUAGAGAACUAUUGGGCUGCAUUAUCACCACUAGUGCGUAGACAUAUCGAGAAAUUGGCAGUAUACCUCAGAGACGGCGAAUCUACCGACAUAAACAAAAUUCCUAUCCGUGUACAUGUCCAAUAUGACAAGAAUUACCGGGGACCACAUUGGGAUGAGGUUUUUCGACGGUGCUAUGAAGAUCUGUCUGAUGAUAACUUAAAAGUUGGAUGGCUUGAAAGAGUUGGAUUGUCACAAAGUAUCCUAACGUGGGGACCAGGAGUCGAUGAAUCCACCUGUCCCUUUGGUCAAAUUGCUGCAUUGAUCAAAGCCAAAUGGGAUACCGACGGCUUCAUUCGACAAUACAAGACGCGAAUCCUACAAGCGAUGAUGUCCGUGAGAAUGCUCGAUCAAAUACACACCCGCCAACAAGUAACCUUCAGCGCGCUGGAAUCCCGUUACAACCCUUUCCCAGCAGGAUGUUUUGCCACCAAGAAGCAAUUUGUUGCUGAGAGAGAAGUCUGGCUACAAUCUAUAGGAAUGUUUCGAUUUCCGUACAAAUUCUACAAUGUCACGAGUCAAAAUAUCGAAGUAACUGAACUACACUGCUUGUAUAUGAGCACGGAGGAACGUUGUGAGCAUAUCGAGAGAAUUGAGAAAGUGUGCAGCCUUGCCAAUCCUGAUUUCGUUAGUUGGGACAGACUUUAUGGUCUACUUUUCCGAACGUACCAAGAUCCAAUGCACGCUGGGACAAGCAAAUUUGAUAAUUGGAGGUUGGCAUGGCUUAGGCAUAUCGGGAUGCACCAUGAUACUUCACCAAUUGAUCGAGCGUCUUUGUUGGAGAAGUGGUCGAACAUGAACAUACAGGAAAAACAAAAGGUCUUAUUUGCUGCCGUCGAAGAUCGAAUGGUUUAUGUUGCAUGGUGCCGAUGUAUAAAAAUUGGUACUGUAUAUGAAGGUCGCCAACCUAUCAUUGAUGAACAGCUCUUGACCUUUGACUAA